AUGGUCAGCUUUAGAGAGAUUACGCUGCAGCGAAUUGGAGAGGAAAGCGCGCCGUCCCGAAUAUGGAUGGUCAGCUGGCAUUAUAGUGGCAACUUCCUCGCUUCUUGUGGAGAUGACAAGGCUGUUCGAAUUUGGACUUUCAAUCAAGGUAUUCAAUAGUUUUAUUAUAUAUAUAUGUUCAUGAAAAAGAAAGUUACAGAUUCGAAGCCACACUUGGACUGUCGAACAACGUUAGACGAUAGUCACACGAGAACAAUUCGAUGUGUCAACUUUUCCCACUGUGGAAAACUGCUCGCAUCUUCCAGUUUCGAUGCUUCAAUAGUCAUUUAUCAGCAAGAAGAGUAAAUUUGGACGUUUUUCCUCGAAUAAACUCCUUCAUUUCAGCGGCGAUUAUUCCGAGGUGAACAAAUUGGAGGGACAUGAAAGCGAGGUAUCAUUUUCUUUUCUUUUUAUCAUUUUAAAUCAUUAGCACUAUUUAUCCGGUUGUGAGAUACAUAUUUCCUUUAAAAUCUAUUACUUUGACUUUUCGAAGAAGAGGAUGAUAAUGGGUUAAAAAUAAAAAGAGAAAAACGAGGAAAAUCCGAAAUGAACUUUUGAUAUACAUAGCUGUAAGUACUGUUCUCAGCGCCUUUCAUCGAAAAUUUGUUUUCCGAGAUGGAAGGAAUGUUAAAAAAGAAAAAAGUUAAACUUAAAAAAAACCAUUUUUCACGAUUCAAAAAAACCUGGAAAUAUGUUCAAUAAAAAUUGUCGAGGCACUUUGGGGACUUUUCGAAAUUUCAUUGACUCAGCCUUUUUUUGACUAAUUCAUUUACAUUGUUCGAUUUUCAAUAAUGACGAUUCAGGUGAAAUGGUGCGCUUUUUCCCCGAGCGACGAGUUUUUGGCGACUUGCAGUAGAGACAAGAGCGUGUGGUUCUGGCAAGGUAUCGUUUUCCGUCUCACUCAUUUCACGUCUUCUAUCAUUUCAGUUGAUGAAGACGAUGACUUCAACGUAUCUUCAAUCCUACAACCACACACGCAGGACGUCAAGUUCGUCGUCUGGCAUCCCAACGAAGACGUUUCAGAGAGAGAAAUUAGUAAAAUACAGCUAUUAUCGUUUGCAGCUGCUCGUUUCUUGCAGCUACGACUUUUCGAUCAGGUUUUUCCGUUAUGAUGGGGAAGAUUGGGUGACGCAGCAGAAAAUUGAUAAGGUGUGUGGUCAUUUUUUCAAAGAAGAAAGAGAAUCUAGGCGCACGACGGGACGGUCUGGAGUGCUGCUUUCGACGCUGACGGUCAUCGACUCAUCACUGUUGGAGAAGACCACGUCAUCCAGGUGAAGCUCUUCCUAGUUACGGCGGUUAUGACGUUGAACUUAGAUUUGGAGACGAGAAAAUGUCGGAGCAAAGUCGGCGACGGCUGACACGUGGAAAUCUGUGGCCAAGUAUCUCGUGGAGGACACGCGAUGGCCUUUGUACUCCGUAUCGUGGAACCAUGUCACGGGGCUCGUCGCAACGGCAGGCGGAGACUCUAAAAUCCGGUCAGUGUUGUAGAGUUUCAUUAUUUAGAAAGGGUGGGAUGUUAUAUACCCAAUCAAAGAUACUUUCUUAGGGGUUCGGAACAGCUCUGACGCAAGUUUCACGUUUUUUUAAAUCAAGGUUUUCGAAGGCACUAAAUUUGUCUACGCGAAAAAUUCGGGCACUUUUCAUUUCGGAUUGACAAAGUGUUCUUAUACAUGAGCACGGAAAAUUUUCAAAGUUCAGAGCCGCCGUAGUUGAAAGGAGAUGUGCACAAAUUAACUUUUUUUGUAUUGUUCAUAACUUCAAAAGAAGCUUUUCCCAUGAGCAUUUUCACCGGAGAUUCCAAGGAUGUCUCUUUUUCUUUUUUUCUUUGUGUAUAGCGUCGUAUGAAUUUCAACUUGAAACACUUCAUGACUUUUUGGAAAAUUUAACAGUAUCUCCUGAUUUCUUAUAUCGAAAAGCGGUGCUAGGACACAAGCGUUUUAUUCCAUACUUAUUUCCAAAUGGAUUAUAAUGAAAAAACAGCGGGUAAGAAGCAUAGAUCAUCCAUUCUAAUUCAUUAAAAAAAUUAAAUUAUAAAGGAAAAAAAGAGGUUUGAAAAAAACGGAGAACGCACUCCUGUUCUAGCACUUUAAAACCAUUCAUUUGAAUAUUAGCCUAGAAGAAAAAAAUGAUUUCAAAAUUUUUCGAUCAUUUUCAGUUACAAACCUAGUUUUUUUCUCAAUAAUUUUUUUCUUGAAGAAUAUUCCAAGUAGCGGGCUCAGCGGAUGAUGAACGGAUUGAGCCGCUGGGCGUGUGGUCGGGCCACGACGGAGAGGUGAACUGCGUGGCUUGGUGUCCGGCCGCCGACAAGGCCAACAUUUUGGCAUCGGCCUCCGACGACGGCUCCGUCCGCCUUCUUCAGGUCGAACUCUAG
Molecule: messenger RNA, 2410 nt
Organism: Caenorhabditis auriculariae
Lineage: Eukaryota; Metazoa; Nematoda; Chromadorea; Rhabditida; Rhabditidae
Source: the annotation of a GenBank genome assembly